This is a messenger RNA of Monodelphis domestica (gray short-tailed opossum), 2019 nucleotides long. NCBI's taxonomy places the organism in Eukaryota, Metazoa, Chordata, Mammalia, Didelphimorphia, Didelphidae. The record is from RefSeq and is a predicted model, not a curated record.
CCUCAGGCGCCUCUUUCUUGGGCCUGGCAGUUGGGGAUUGUUGCUGCUGAGGGGAGUCUGGUGGUCUUAAGGCGAGGAGCCCCCAACCCCCCCCCCCGCCCAUGGGGGGGGCCAUGACGGGACUACUGUGGAGACAUCUUUUUUGAAUUUCUAAGACCAGGUUCACAGAUGAUGCCUACAUAGAUGACUGAGAGCAGUUGGGCUGAAUGCUUCAUUGCUGAGCCAGUCACUCAGGUCUCCUGGCUGUCUUGGUUGCUAUGGGAGAUUGGAGGACUAUUACAGUGCCAAUCCCUUCAUCAGAAAGCAAAAAUAUUUCUCAGUUUACCUCAGAAGCUAAUAUGUCUCCUUCAAGUUUAUACUCACAGCAAAUUCUGUGUGCUUCACUACCUUUGGCAAAGAAUGUGCACAAUUUUUUCAGGGCUUUCUGCACAGAAGAGAAUGUUGACCAGAGUAUAUCCUAUCUUGAUCAGGAGCUGACUACUUUAGGUUUUCCUUCAUUAUAUGAAGAGUCCAAAGGUAAAGAGGUUAAAAGAGACUUAAAUAUAGUUGCAGUUUUAAAUUGUAUCCAUGAACUACUUGUACUUCAUCGAAAGAACCUCCUAGCUCAGGAAAAUGUGGAAUCGCAGAAUUUGAAACUGGGAAGUGAUAUGGACCAUCUACAGAACUGCUAUUCCAAGCUGAAGGAACAACUAGAAACAUCUAGGAGGGAAAUGAUUGGGCUUCAGGAGAGAGACAGACAGCUACAAGGCAAGAACAGAAAUUUGCACCAGUUACUUAAAAAUGAGAAGGAUGAGGUACAAAAAUUACAGAAUAUCAUUUCGAGUCGGGCAACUCAGUAUAAUCAUGAUAUGAAGAGAAAAGAACGUGAAUAUAACAAGCUAAAGGAACGUCUUCAUCAACUUGUUAUGAAUAAAAAGGAUAAAAAAACAGCUAUGGAUAUUUUAAAUUGUGUAGGGAGAGCAGAUGGAAAGAGAGGUGCUUGGAGAACUGGCAAAACUGAAGCUAGGAAUGAAGAAGAAAUGUAUAAAAUUCUGUUGAGUGACUAUGAACAACGCCAGAAGCAAAUUCUAUUAGAAAAUGCUGAACUCAAGAAAGUCCUUCAGCAAAUGAAAAAGGAAAUGAUUUCUCUUUUGACACCACAAAAGCAAAAACCUAAAGAAAAAGCUGAAGACAGUUCAGGGACUGUACUGUCAGAUGUUGAAGAAGAUACUUCAGAACUAAGUAAAGAAAAUAUGUGGGAACUCUCUUGUGAAACUGUGAGAGAGCAACUUACUAAUAGCAUUAGGAAACAGUGGCGGAUUUUGAAAAGUCAUGUUGAAAAACUUGAUAAUCAAGUAUCAAGGGUGCAUUUAAGAGGCUUUAAGGAUGAAGAAGUUAUCUCAAGACAGGAUCAUGAGCAAGAAACUGAAAAACUGGAGUUGGAAAUUCAGCAGUGUAAAGAAAUGAUCCAGACUCAGCAACAGCUUUUACAGCAGCAGUUCACUGCAUGUGAUGAUGACACCUCCUCAUUAUUACAAGAUUGUUAUUUACUGGAAGAAAAAGAGCGUCUUGAAGAAGAAUGGGCCUUAUUUAAAGAACAAAAAAAGAACUUUGAUAAAGAAAGACGGAGUUUUACUGAAGCUGCUAUCCGACUAGGACUAGAGAGACAGGCCUUUGAAGAAGACCGAGCUGGUUGGCUAAAGCAACAGUUUUUAACCAUGACUUCCUUUGACCAUAAGAACUCAGAAAAUGGGAAACCUCAAAGUGCCUUCUCAGAAAGUUCUGAUCAGGACAAUCUAACACUGCACUCCGAGCCUUCAGUAUGCACAUCUAAAAUCACUAAAUCUCUUCCUGCUUCCCCUUCUACUUCAGAACUUUUCCAGACAGUUCAACAUAUAUCAGAAAAUAGGAAGACAAGGAACAUACAUCAAUCUACUAAAUUUGCUUGGUGAAGAAGAGUCAGUCUGAGGAUGAUGUGUAAUUUUAGAUUUCCCUACCUUUUCCCCUUAUCUCAACCUAAGAUACUUUUUAAGAUUUUCA